Xenia sp. Carnegie-2017 is the source of this 2380-nucleotide messenger RNA. RefSeq lists its product as uncharacterized. Gene Ontology annotation, biological process: cell-matrix adhesion. The coding region runs from base 1 to 2280 and encodes 759 amino acids. The record is from RefSeq and is a predicted model, not a curated record. NCBI's taxonomy places the organism in Eukaryota, Metazoa, Cnidaria, Anthozoa, Malacalcyonacea, Xeniidae. The transcript has 12 exons. Gene Ontology annotation, cellular component: cell surface.
AUGGUGAACAAAAGUGGUGAAUUUUUUCGUUUUAACUGCGUGCAAUUGGAACCACUAAUGAUGGCAAUGAAGAAGGUUUACGGAAGACCACAGACAUGGAAUAAAGAGUUGCUUGGGAAAAUGGGCAAAGAAUUUGUUCAAUGUCUUUCUCCCGACGAUCUCAAGGAUGCGGCAAAAAAUAAAGACGUCUACAGAUCAUUGUAUGUUGAAUUUUUUUUCAGACUAGGUAAUUUACGAGCAUCUUUAUCGAUAAAAGAACUCGAUGAGCUUUCUAAUGAUACACUACGAAAUUCCAUCAAAGAAUUUGGUCAAACUUUGCUUCCUCCAUACAAGAAUGCCAGUGGUUUAUUGGCAGGCAUAGAAAGUGCAGGACUCAAUGACAUCAAUAAUGAUGCUUUAAUUAAAGCACUACCCGAAAUAAAAGAUGUUGAUUUUCCGUCACAUAAAGGACGAAUAUUGGCAAAGAAGUUGCAACAAAAAAUGGGAGAUGCUAAUCAAUGGAACGUGAGCAUCGUAAAACAAAUGGGUGGACUCGUAAGAGAUCUGCCAUCGUCAACAUUAGAAAAAUUGAAUUCACGUCAAGCAGAAGAAGCCAUUUUGGUCUUAAGAACUAAACAUAAUAUACCGAGGUCAAAGAAGCGCUUACUUGCAGAAAAGGCUGAAACGAUAGCAAAAAGACUUAUUAAAGCUUACGAAUCUCGUGAUUCAGAGAUGACUGUGACAGAUAUGGCCUCACUUGGGGAUUUUCUUAUCAAUGUAUUUGAAAAGAUAUACGACAGCACUCCCCUGGAGACAGCAAAGGAGGCCGUACAAAUAGUCGGAAGUAGUCGACUCCUACCCAGAUUAACGAAGUCUGCGCAAAAAACAAAGGCAGAACUUGCUCUUAAAAUUUUGGGAAAACAACCUUCCACGAUGACCAGUGAAGACUUACAAGAGAUUGGUUAUUUGAUGGGAGGACUUACUUCUGAACAAAUCUCGGAGAUUGCAUCUGAAGCCUUUCGUGAGGCUAUGACUGCAUUGGGUGACCUAGAUAAACUUGAUAGUAACACGACAAUUGCUUUGGCAUCCAAAACACUCGCAGUUUACGGCGGUGCGUCAUCUCUCACUGACGAUGUGCUUUAUUACAUGGGACAUAUCGUUAAAGGUUUAAGCAGCGCUGAUAUUGCAAACAUUCCAAGCAGUGUGCUCCAAAAUAAUUUGCACGUGUUUGCCGAAUCAUCUUUGAGUGUUGAUCAAGCUUUAGCUGUGGCUCAGAAAGUUGCAGGCGCAAAGCGAAAACGACGUUCUUUAGGUAAGUAUACUGGAGUUAGUCAGCUGUUAACAUUUGCUAGGGCACAUUGUUUACCUUUAUGUACAGAUGUGUCAUCAAAGACAGCAGCAGAGCUUAUUGCCAUGGGAGCCACGUUGCUAGCGAUAGCUCCAGAUCAAAUUGCGAUGAUCAGCAGCGCAAUAUUCUUGGACGCUGUAGCUGAAAUAAGUCGGAUACAAGGAUUUAGUAUGGCUCAAUUACAAGCAUGGGCUGCCAAAGCAACUUCGGCUAUGGGAGCGCCAGCACAAAUGAUCGAAGAUCACUUGCUAGUGCUAAAUGAAUUUGCAAAAGGUUUUACGGCAGAUGAACUGGGACAAAUAUCUUUCACAUCAAAUGAAGUAAUAGAAAGUUUUGGCAGAGUACGUGGUUAUGACUCAACACAAAUCAAUAAAAUGUGGAAGGCAGUAAAAGGUGGAAGAUCCAUGUCUUCAUUCAAUGGUACUGAUCUCGCUGUAUUGGGAGUGAUAGCAUACGGAAUGACAACAGCUGAACUUUCAACUGUGGAGCUUACGGCUUAUCAAGACGCAGCUUUAGAACUGGGUCGGCUUGACAAGUGGUCAUUAGAGAAGUUGUUAAUCUUAAAGGAGAAAGCAAUUCAGUCAUUUGGCACAGUUCGUACAUGGACACCAGCUGAGAUGAGUGUAGUAGGGAGUGUUAUAGGUUCCUUCAAUGCACUCGAAAUUAAGAAUAUUUCAAAAGAUCAAUUAGAUGCAAUUGCAGCAAGUCAUAUCAAAUUGAUUCCACCCAAUGUUUUCAAGGAGUUUUCUACAUCACAAUUACAGUACUUUAAUGCAGAACAGAUAGCCGCAAUAACAAUGGAACAAAAAGCAGCAUUGUCGACAUCACAGAGAAAUAUCAUCACGGAAACUGAAGACGAAGAAGAAAAAACGAAUUCUGGUUGCAAUGGGUUACUUGGAAUUUCACUUACAUUUCCGACUCUCAUUCAUGAACUGUUUUUUCAAAGAGUGUAAUCACACGAAAUUAUUGUUCAUUAUUUUCACACAUAAUUCUCUUUAUAAAGCUGUUUGAAUUUACUGUUUACAUUUUCGAAAUAAAUCGUAAUAUUAAUUG